Messenger RNA from Naumovozyma dairenensis CBS 421, 1230 nucleotides. RefSeq names its product Mrx4p (gene MRX4). The transcript has a single exon. The record is from RefSeq and is a predicted model, not a curated record. The coding region runs from base 1 to 1230 and encodes 409 amino acids. NCBI's taxonomy places the organism in Eukaryota, Fungi, Ascomycota, Saccharomycetes, Saccharomycetales, Saccharomycetaceae.
AUGAAGAAUAUACUGUUGAGCAAUACCGUUUACAAUAGAAUUGUUCUAUUAAAGUUUUCUUCUCGAACAUAUACCGUUAAAUCAAAAGGGCAUCAAGAUUGGUCUCCAGUUUUUGACCCUACAAAAUCAAAAAAUGCUGCUUUAAAGUUAUUCAGGAAAAACAUAAUUAUUGCAAGUACCAGCAAGUGGAUACCAGUUGCCAAUUCCAAAGAAGCAAUAUUACUGGCAUCGCUUGGUUCUACAUUCGAGAAAGAAUACGUUGUUUCUAAAGAUUCCCUGAAAAAAUUAUAUAACAGAAUCCUGACAAAUAAAAUCAAUGACGACUACAUAUACCAACUCAUUAAGGAUACUCAUCCAAAUAAAGUAACAAAUAUCAAAAUACCUAAUGUGAAUUCAAAAUCUCAAACUUCUUUAGCAAAUCCAGCGAAAGAAUCUAUUAAUUUUAAACCUCAAAGGCAUGCUCAUGUUGAAAAAAUUCUAAAACAACUGUUAAACUAUGACAUUUCUAAGAAAGAUAUGAUUGAAGUACUUAAUGCAUUGCUCAUAAACAUAUCUCCUUCAGAAAAUACUGAGUUAAGCGCUGGAGAAAUAGAUGGCGGUAAAGCAGUAAAUAUUGUGGAUUUAGAACGAUAUUUAAAAAAACUUAUAAAUGAAGAUAUACAAAAGAAGAAAUUAAAGGAAUUGCAGUGGAAAACUUAUAAUUGGGGCCAAGUAGUAGAAUCACCUAUAUUUAAACCUGGCUCGACCCUUUUCGAGCAAUAUCGAUUGUCAAAUAAUAUACUACUUCGAAUUGUUGACAAAGUUAUAAAUGCUCGUAACUAUCUAUAUAACAAUAAAGCAAGAAACAAUAACAUCGCAAAAGAAUAUCUUAUAUUCGAUUUAAAGGAUAAAAGUAGGCAUAAACCAUCUAAUAUUUUGAAAAACUCAAUGUUUACUAUAUGUUAUAGGGAUCUGUUUGCUGUUAUAAAUAGUUCUGAGAAACCACCUGAAGAAACCCUAACCUUUAUUAACGAAAUAACCAAAGAAGAUUGGACUCUUGUUGGAAACUUAUACGAGGAUCACAAUAAGUUAAUCUUUGAGAGACCAAUGAAACAAAAAAACUCCACUGUAAAUAGGAAAAAGGUACUUUGGGUUACAUCAGGUUUAUUGGUCACUUCAACGUUAUUUGUAUUAUAUAGGUCUUGUCCUUUAGCGACUCAAGAAAAUAAUGCGGAUAAGAAAGAAACAUAG